CGCCUCCAGCUCCGGCUCGGGCUUGGGCUCCGGCUCCGGGCGCGGACCAGGUCCCCUUGGUCCCCGCCGCGCGCCCUCCAACCUGCUGCUGCGGCCGCCGCGCACCCCAGGCUCUGCCAGCUGCUCGCUCUCUGAGCCCGGGGCCGGAUUCCCAUGGAAGCGCCGCGAUGUUCGCCCCGCGGCUGCUGGAUUUCCAGAAGACGAAGUACGCUAGGUUCAUGAACCACCGAGUCCCUGCCCACAAGAGGUACCAGCCCACAGAGUAUGAACAUGCGGCCAACUGUGCCACCCAUGCUUUCUGGAUCAUCCCCAGCAUCCUGGGCAGCUCCAACCUCUACUUCCUGUCAGACGACGACUGGGAGACCAUCUCCGCCUGGAUCUACGGCCUUGGCCUCUGCGGCCUCUUCGUGGUCUCCACCGUGUUUCACACCAUCUCCUGGAAGAAGAGCCACCUCAGGAUGGUGGAACACUGUCUCCACAUGUUCGACCGGAUGGUCAUCUAUUUCUUCAUAGCGGCUUCCUACGCACCCUGGCUGAACCUUCGGGAGCUGGGCCCCUGGGCCUCCCACAUGCGCUGGCUGGUCUGGAUCAUGGCUUCCGUGGGUACCAUCUACGUCUUCUUCUUCCAUGAGCGGUACAAGCUUGUGGAGCUUCUCUGCUACAUCGUGAUGGGCUUCUUCCCUGCCCUGGUCAUCCUCUCCAUGGUGGGGAAACUGAGGCCUAGCAUGACUUGUCUAAAGAGGCAGUAGCCCAGCCCAACACCGAGGGCAUCUGGGAGCUGGUGACCGGAGGGGUCUUCUACUGCCUGGGCAUGGUCUUCUUCAAGAGUGACGGGAGGAUCCCCUUUGCCCACGCCAUCUGGCAUCUCUUUGUAGCAUUUGGUGCUGGUACCCACUACUAUGCCAUCUGGAGGUACCUCUAUCUGCCCAGCACCCUGCAGACCAAGGUGUCCAAAUGAGGUGACCCAGACUCCAGAGGUCAUUUGGGCUUUAGGAGUGCAGCACCACAGGAAGCGUUUUUGCGAACGUUAACCCAGAGCACAGCACAAAGGCCUGUCUUCCCUUCAUUGGUUAGAGUUCUCGAUGGCUCUGAGGUGACUUCUGGUGAUAACCAGAUCGUCCCUCGAGUCUCCAGCGAGAAACAAAGCAUUUAGCCAUUCUCACAGAGGAGAAAUUAACCCUGUAAUGUGUUUCUAUUUUAGAUGAGUGUUUCCUAAUACAAGCAACAUUAACAUCUUCAGAAAAGGAAGCAGGCGUGGUCCUGGACAAUUGGGGAAUGACGGGCCAAUCUGUGUUUCAAAGGUCCUGAGGAAUCUGGCAAGGAGUCCUGUGUCUUGUUUAUACCUGGGUGGCCAGGGCCUCCCUCUCUGCUACCAAAGUCCAGGCUGGCGAAUUGUCUCCUGUUCAGGGAAAGGGGACAGCCCAGCUUGUAGAUGAGGGAUGGUGAAUGGCUGUGACCAUGGCAGACAUCACCAAUCAAGUGCAGCACAUGGGUGAUGUUAGAAUUCUUCCCAGCACUGUGUUCUGGGCAGCCAGUACCAAUCAAUUUGGCACUCAUGAUGGGACCUCUUUGCCCUUCCUGUCUGGUGUGCGCUGAAAUGGGAUCAUGGCCAGAGUAGCUAAAAAUCUCCACAUGGGCAUUUGCAUGCCUAUCUCCUCAUCUCUCCCUCCCUUUUGGGAAGCUCCUGGAGUAGGCAGUUUGGGGGCAGUAGAGGGAAACUGAGGCACACACCCAUGCAGCCCCUGAUGUUCUGUCCCACUGUAGUUGGUUCUCAGUACAGUUGGGGAUGAGGAUGCUGUUACUUGGCCAUUUCUUCCCAUCCCCUCAAAUCCAGAGACAUUACGAGAGCCAUUCAUUCAUAAGAUGGGGCAAACAGUCCCUGGGCACUUGCUCCCUGUUCCAUACUUAAAGUUUGUGAUACCAACCUUUGGAUUCUCUCUUGGUCCCAAUCAGUGGCUGUUAGAGGCUACUCAGGUGUACCCCAAAAGGAAGGCACACGAAUCUAGGGAGACUGUUCCAGGUCCCCUCAACCUCUGAAGUGCCCAGUAGCCCAACAACAAGGCUUCUGGGGACCUGCUCUUCAGCCCCCGUCAGGGCAGGGCCAGCCUCUCUGUCCAAUGCUGCCUGGACAUUUACUGGGGAGGUGAGUAGCAGGCCCACCUCCAGGAUCUGAACUGGAAUCUCAGAUUCUCUGGAUAAAGAAUCUGUCUCAAAGCAGGAGGUCCUCAUUCUGUGACUCCCAACCAGAGUGGCGUGGGCACAGACCGAAUGCCUUAUGCUUAUCUCUAGCACAUUCCAGGGGGUUCCAGGGCUCCUGCACCUGGAAUCCCGUAUGUCCAAGCCAGUAUUAAAUUAUCUCGACACAUUCCACAGA
This is a messenger RNA of Rhinopithecus roxellana (golden snub-nosed monkey), 2374 nucleotides long. It is a transcript of the gene MMD2, whose product is annotated as monocyte to macrophage differentiation associated 2. Lineage: Eukaryota; Metazoa; Chordata; Mammalia; Primates; Cercopithecidae. The transcript has 8 exons. Bases 168 to 749 code for a protein of 193 amino acids. Gene Ontology annotation, molecular function: pore-forming activity. Gene Ontology annotation, cellular component: membrane. The record is from RefSeq and is a predicted model, not a curated record.